GGUCGGUAUCCACAUAUGGUCGCUCCCCUAAACAUUCCUAAUUGGCAUUUGGAUCUGCUUAAAUUUGUGGCUGGUCAGGGAGCAAUUGUGCGCCAAGUGUGUUGGAAAUACUACAGACGAGAGCUGCACGAACUAAAGUUUGGGGAUCGCAAAUUCUUCCCGGUCCCGGUCCUAUGACCGACCUCGUUCUCAUUCCGCAGCCGCCUGCCUAUUAGAAUAGGAAUAAUAAAUUCGUUUUUAAUUGAAAUUUAUUUGUUGUGAUGGCUCUGCUACUGGGGCCUCCGUAACAACCUCUCAUCCAAGGCUGGAUUCUUUAAUUAACUGGAGACCCUCUAGACCAGGCCUCAGGGAAUUGAGCAGCCGAAUGUUAAUUGAAAGCAAUCAAUGUGCCUAUACAUUCGAAUCAAACGAAAGCUAUCAACAAGACCAAACGGAAGCAGGCAGGAAGCUGGACCAGCCAAAGUCAGGAAAAUCGCCAACACAGAGAUAGUGCAAUGGAGGAAGACAUGGAAGUCGACCUUAACAAUGAGAAGAGAGUGCUCUGCGAGAAAAUCAUACGCGAUAUUAACGCAGUCUUCGUCAAGGACGCUGAUCUUGCGUCGUUCGAGAUAAUACCGAAGGAGACGAACUGCAACAAGUCGCCGGUAGUGCACGUGGAGCACAAUCUAGGCCUGGAGUCGUGGUGCGCCCAGCAUGUCUACGACCACGCCCACCGUACCCUCAUCUUGCACCGUCGACAGACGCUACAGCAGCAGCUGCGCACGCUCCAGCAGCAGCAGCAAAGCGAUGCCUUGGCUAAGUAUCUGAAUGUUGCAUUGCUCAUUAAUCCGGACGUGACCACAUUCUGGCAUAUCCGCCGCCAGCUGGUGCAGAAGAACCGGCUUAGCAUAAACAAGGAGUUGCAGUUCUCGGCCCUCGUCCUUUCCAUCAAACCAAAGUCGAACGAGGCGUUCGCCUACCGCCGGUGGCUGUACUCGUUUCAAAGCGCCGAUGCCAUUGACUGGCCCAAUGAAAUCAGUAUCUGUGAGCGGUCCGCCGAUCGCUGUGCCAGCAACUAUCACGCCUGGUCACAUCGCCAGUGGGUGCUGCGGAGCGGCCCAUGCCUGCUCCAGUCGGAGUUGUUGCGAACGGAGAAAUUCCUGCGCAAGCAUAUCAGCGACUACAGCUGCUAUCACUAUCGCCAGGUGCUGCUCGCGCGGGCCUACGAGCUCUGCUUCUUUAUGCCCAACGGAGAGUCACAGCCGCAGCUGGCCAGUCUCCUUGAUCUCCUAGCAGAGUACGGUCUUUCCUGCGAGCCGAAUACCGAGGCCCUGAUCCAACUGCUGUUGCCCAACAUGAACCGCAGCGCUGUCAGCGGCCAGCGGUUGCGCUCCUUUCUAUACUGCUGCAACGUGGCUGCCUACGACAUGCGCCUGUGCUUGGAGCAGCGGGCUCUGUACGGACCGCGCGACUGUUUUGAGCUGCACCGCCGUGCAGCGCUUAAGUUCAUCGUGGACCAGUGCGUUCGUUUACAAACGGGGCUGGCUGACGAACAUUACCAACUCCCGGCGCAUACGGCGGCAGCGGCCAACGAGUUGCAGUCACAGCUGAACAAGUUUGACUACGGACGGCAUCCCUUCCUCGAGGCGGUGCGACAGGCCGAGUCGGCGCUGGGCUGCAAGCAUCAGCGCUGGUGCAACCUUCACCUCCAGUUUGCCUACCCGGUUCCCGAGGCUCCCCAGCGAAACUAGAAACCCCUCCCUGCCGCAAAUAGCCGUUUUUAAGCUCAAAAUUUGGGAUCAUCGCUGGCAAUACGUGAAUCUAUCUCGUGUGUGUGUGUGUGAACGUGUCUGAGAGAGAGAUAUUGCAAUUUUUUGACUGCACCCAGAUAUACAUACAUACGUGCAUAUUACUACGAUUAUCCACUGUGUAUCCCAAAGAAAAAAGUCUGACUAUAGUCCCGACAACAGACAACAGACAUCAGACAUCAUGCCAACUGCAUUUCGAUAACUGUUAUACCGCAUCUCGUGUUGCCGGCUCCCCCCGUUACAUAUGCAUACAAACAUAUUAUAAUCUGUGCUGGCAAUGCCACCACACUCGAUCGAUCUAAUGUUCAAAUUAUCACAUUAAGCACGUUUUUGUUAGCCAAUUUGCAGAUAGUUUAAAUAAAAUUAAAUCAACAGACAGA
This is a messenger RNA of Drosophila persimilis, 2167 nucleotides long. RefSeq names its product protein prenyltransferase alpha subunit repeat-containing protein 1 (gene temp). NCBI's taxonomy places the organism in Eukaryota, Metazoa, Arthropoda, Insecta, Diptera, Drosophilidae. Gene Ontology annotation, cellular component: cytoplasm. The coding region runs from base 495 to 1730 and encodes 411 amino acids. Gene Ontology annotation, biological process: protein prenylation. The transcript has 3 exons. Gene Ontology annotation, molecular function: protein prenyltransferase activity. The record is from RefSeq and is a predicted model, not a curated record.